Messenger RNA from Notodromas monacha, 4462 nucleotides. NCBI's taxonomy places the organism in Eukaryota, Metazoa, Arthropoda, Ostracoda, Podocopida, Cyprididae. The record is from the annotation of a GenBank genome assembly.
AUGGGGGACGCAGUGGCAAAGAGUUUGGACAACCAAGAGUUCUGCUCUGGCAAGAUGGGGCCUCACCUGAUAAAGCAGAGCAAGGGUCCCAUCUCUCUGAGCAAAACCGCGGAUACCGGCUGCCUGCCACACCAGCCAAUGCGCGUUACCUGGUUUGGCUUCUUCGCGGAUAAGCGACUGGCAGGUCACCUAGCUCAAGACGAAUGGCUUCCCAAUGGAGAUUCAGCUUUGCACAUCGCCUCGCGUGAUGGUCUCACAGAAGCAGUCCGCGAGAUUUGCGAAAAUGGCUUUACGGAGAUCAAUGCCUUGAAUGUUGAGGGCCUGUCCCCACUUCACCUGGCCGCAAGAAAUGGUCACAUAGAUGUUGUUCGCCUAUUAUGCUUGCAUGGAUGCGAUAUCAAGCAACGAAGUGCUGAAGGAAUUACAGCUGAAGUUGCUGCAUAUGCACAGGGGUAUGGGUACAUUGGAGAGCUGCUCGGGAAACUACACAAUAAACACCAAUUGGACGUGUUCAUUGGCGACUUACGAGAAGAUUUCCAAAACCCGUCUCCGGUGCUGAAAAUGAAGCUUCUUGGGUCGAGCGGAGUAGGAAAAUCCACGCUGGUUGAAACUCUGAAAACUGGCUAUAUUGCAUCCUGGUUCAGAAGGAGUAAAUCGGCGGGUUCUGCAUUCGGUUUGGGUUUGAAUCAUUCUUUCAAAAAAGCCUGGAAACACGAUGAGCAGACGUCGGGAACAUGGGUUUCUGUGGAUUCUGAGGGUACAAUGAGUCCAAAAAAUGGCAAGAAGGAAAAAUGGUGGCAUGGGAACGGAAAACAUGGUGGUAGACAGCGAUGUAAUACUGCUGAUUCAAAUACAACAAACACGACUGGGGAUUCAAGCAAAACAUUCUCAUCAGUCUGCAUGUUGGAGAAAACAUCUAGUGUGUCCCUGUCAUUUGACUAUUUCCACGAUUACUACACCCGUGGAGUUUCUAUGGAGAAUGUGAAACUCUCAGGAGGAGGCGAAUGGAGUGUCUGGGAUUUUUCUGGACAAGAGUGCUACUUUGUAUCGUACGAUCUCUUUCUGGGUAGCUCACAGUGCGUUCAUCUUGUGUUGUUUGAUGCAUCUCAAAGCCUCUCUGUGGCGUACCAUCAAACAAAUUUUUGGUUGUCGUUUUUGCGCGCUCGACUUCCGAUUCGGCGACCGUGGGGUCAUGGGGGGCGUUCUGUGCGAGCUGCUUCAGUGAUUUUAGUUGGAACACACACUGAUCUCAUUGGGAACACCUCUGCGUCUUUCCGAAGUCAUCACCAGACCAGAUCGCAGUGUCAUCUCAGCCAGGAGUGUUCGGAGGGCGUGGAGAGUAUGCGAGAAAAAUUGGAAAAGAACCACGGCCAAGCGUUGGACAUAUUCCCAAAGGUGUUCCUUUUGGACUGCCAUGCAGCCUCGUCACAGGGUGUGAAAGAGCUCAAGGCUACCCUGGCUCUCUUGGGAAAUCAGUUGUGUGAAGAAGUGAAGACGGUGAACGGAUUCCUGAUGUCCACGCUGGAAGUUUUGAAAGAGGUCGAUUCUGAGCUGGACUGCGAAUCCAGCUCCAUUCUGUCGAGGAGAUUGAGUUACACGAGUGCAACUGGCCGCCAUUCAUCUAGACGAGGGUCAUCGGCGUCUCUUGGUGGGUUUCCAGUGCUCCCAUGGACUGCGUUUUUAGAAUUCAUUCGAUCCAAAGUGAACCCUUUGUCUCUGGAAAGUCACGUGGAAAAAUUGGUGCGGCAGUUGCAGCUUAUGGGUCGACUUGUUGUGUUGGAUUCUCCGCGUUCUCGUGCAGUCGGUUGGCCGCAGGAAGCUGAUGUUUGCUGGGAAGAAAUGGGUGAGGCUGAAGAAGACUCUUCGUUGGUCGUGCUCAGUCCUCAGUGGCUUGGAGGUGAAGUCAUUGGGCGGCUGCUUUCUCUCGAGUUCCGAGGCAUUGCGAGGCCUAGUGGCGUUUACUCACUUGAUGAUUUCACGGCAAGUUUCACGUGUUCUGCAUCUCAAAGAGAUAUGAUACCUUUGUUGGAGGCUCUGCAGCUUUGCAACCAAGUUUUGGUAUUGCCUGAAAGAUCUCCGACGAUUCAUCGUACCCGGAGCACCGCCGUCGACCUGGAGGGCAUUCCGGAAAAACUAGCUCAGAAUCAACCGGAAGAAGACGUUGGUGACGAAUUUGAUCGCUUUUUCUCGCAGUCAAAUGCGUGUCGAACAAAUGCGCUGCCGUGUUUGAUGCGGAGCGUGAGUGGAGAGGAUACUGGCAGUGACGGAGCAGAUGUGGCAGAGCCGGAAGUUGAGGUUGAAUUUCCUUCAUUCAAUCUGUUGGACCGAGAGGAUUGUUUGUGUGUUGAGGAUUUAUGGCGGGACGAGGCGAUGGUUUCUCCGCAUUUUGUGGUAUGUGGAAUGCGUCUGCGUCCACCGGCUCCUUCCCUUAAUCCCUUUUUUCUGCACAUCUUCGCCAAAGUGCAGGUUGCUUUGCGUUGGCAUUUCGAAGAAGAACGGGAAUGGGAGCGUUUGGAAGACGCCAUGGAUAACGUUGCCCUGAUGCGAAUGCGAACCAUAUCCUCCAACGGCGACGUGCGGCAUUGUUGGCUCGAGACUGCUUCGGAUAUCGACGCUGGUGAAGUGUUACCUAUUGAAAGUGACGAGAGUGUGACGAUGGUCGAAGGUUUUCCUCUGCGACUGCGACAAUGGUCUCUGGGCUCACGACUGGAUAAGAAGUUCAACUCGUGCUUCGUGUGCUUGAGACAGGACGGGGUCGGGGAUUACUUGGAUAUUUACACUCGGGGACCGAGGGAUGAUCCGUGGGAUGUGUUUGUGACACAGCAUAGGGUGUACGCCUUGGUUUUGAGGAUCCUGUACGUGAUCUGCCCAGGGGUGUGUAUGGAGACUCAUCUUCUGUCGAUGGACCAGCAAACCGUGAAUGCCCUGCCACCCGUCUUUGCUCCUGAACCGCAUCCCCCGCUGCAAGUGGCCCGAUGUCUGCUGGACGUUCGUAACGGCAGUGAAUCAAACGACGCAUCGAAACCCACGACGGCUACAACGACGACGACGGGAUUGGACGUCAAGGCCCUGUUGUGUUUCGGGAGUCAGCGGGUGUUCGACCAAGUCGAGUGGUUACCGGAUUUGCCGGUUUCGUCACUGCCCGACCCGUUGGUGUUGCAGGUUGCCGGGUUGCUGGAUCCCCCGGAUCCUGCUGGACGGGACUGGGCUUUGCUUGCGCUGCAAAUGAACUUGGGAGACAAGCAGAUUACGGCUGAAAGCGCGAGGGAUGCGGCCGCGCAAGAUUUGUGGGAAAAAUUCCAGCACGCAGCGAACCCAGCUGGUCGACGGAAAAGCAUCAACCUAUUCUGCUUGAAUGCCUGUGGACGCACAGAGUCCGUGACAUCGAAUUGCGAGCCGGGAUGCGUUUGUUGUUCAACGCCGCACGCAUCCGGGAAAAGAUCGGCUCAUUGCGACCGGAGCCACGCGACGGAAGAUUCGAGCAACACUGCGACGCUUUUGCAGUUGUGGCAAUGUGCUGCUCCACUUGAUGCGACAAUCGGUAAUUUUGUGAAGAAGUUGUGGGCAAUCGAACGACAGGAUGUGGCGGACAUGGUUAUGCGACUUGCACCCCUCUAUAGAAUGAAGGACACAAACGGAACUAUUUUCACAAAUUUGGGCUCCAAGAAAAAGCCGCCAACUUGAACGAUUUCCGGGCUAUGAUCAGUGCAGUAUUUCCGAGCUCAGAAUUGCGUCACUUGUACGGGUAUCAGCUCGCCGGAAAGGAUGUCGAGCUUCGUACAAACAUUUCCGGCGUGUCAUUCGUUUUUUUGGCGUCAUCUUUUUUUGGAAUGUUUCGAGCUUUAGGAACCGGUUGCAUUAGAGUUUUCAAUGUCGAACGAUCUCAUUUUUUUGCUGUGACCCGUGAAGGCGACAAUUUUUCGGGAAUUCGCUCGCUUCAAGUAUUGAUUGAUUGGCGAUACAUGAGCUUUUUAAUCUCUGGUUGCAAUAUUCGUUGAUGGAAGCAAUGGGGAAUUGGAUGGCGCGAUUGAUUGAUGGAUUGCAUACGCUGUUCUCGUUUCGAAAUUUUUCUCGGAGAGUGUCAUCUCUAAGGCUAUGUUUCUUUUUUUUUCCGGCCUAUGCUGAGGAAAUUAAAACCUUGGAAUCAUCACGUAGGAAACCGAGCAUCGAUUGAAGGAGAUUUUUGAAAUGUUAGCCUUUUUCUCUUCGUAUCAGAUCACCAAUUUUCGGUGUGCCAAAGCAACUUACGAAAGAAUUUUUUGCCUUUUUAUCGGUGUUCAACCUAACCAGAUGCGUUGCGUCAGCGUUUCAUCACGAGGAAUUGUGCUCGUGAAGCUGCAGUGCGUGGCCAACAAUCCUGGAAAAACCUGUGAAACAUGAAACAUUGGAACCAUUGGCCUUUCGGUGUUUUUUCCCUUCGGUUUUUUCCUCGAUUCAAUAAAAGAGAAGAGAGACCUUCGAA